AGGAACAGAGAUACAACCAAAAAUGGACACUGAAAAGGUGCAGAAGAAUCAGUGUGAUAUGAAAACAGAUCUGAACUUACUACUUGAAUGCCUUAAAUAUCAGAUGGACUGCCCUCUGUCUCAGAAGGAAGCUUUGAUCACUAUUUACUCAAUUUGUCAACAAAACAGUGAAGCAAGUGAAUAUUUUCGAGAAAUUGGUGGUUUGAUGUUUAUAAAUGACCUUGCCAAAUCAAGUGCUCAUGGCAUAGUAAAGGAAGCAGCUUUGUUUACACUGGGCAUUAUUAUAGAGAGUAAUGUGUAUUGUCAACAGACUUCCUGUACUUCUGCAUUGUUUGAAGACCUCAUUUUAUUUUUAAUUAAUAAGGAUUCUGGUGUGAACUUGAAAAGAAUGUCUGUUUAUGUCAUCUUAGUACUGGUUUCAAAUAAUAAAAACGGGCAAACCUAUGUCAGAGACACGGGCUGCAUCAGCCUGCUGCUGCAGCUCUUCAGAACAACCCUGUCCGGGUGUGAGCUGGAGCUGUCGGAUGCGCACACGGAGCAGCGCUACCAGCUGUGGAGCUCGGUGUGCAGCGCCCUCUGUGCCUGCGUGAACAACCCCCAGAACGAAGAUAAUCAGAACAUUUGCUGCUCAGUUUUCCCCUAUGCCAAGGAGUGGCUGGAGAGUUGCACAGAGCCUGGCAUAGUUCGGCCCAUUUGUUCAUUUGUUGGUCUCACAGUUGCAAAUAACUCAUAUGUGCAGAAAUAUUUUGUUUCUAUUGGUGGAUUGGAUACAUUAGCUAAAGUUCUCCUCGAGCUUAUGCAUGAUUCCUGUUUGAGCCACUCUGGCACAAAACUUGCAGUAGUAGUAACCAAGACUCUGGAUGCCUGCAUUGCUAAUAACUCUGCCAUGGGGGUUGUCUUGGCAAAGUAUCACACCGUGGCAGAGCUGCUGAAGCUGCUGUGCAACGAGACACUGAACACAGGAGAAAAAGUCAGCAUUAUUCUGACAAUUGGACACUGUACUGAAGUUUGUGAAGAAAACCAGUGUGAACUGCUUCAGAACAAUGGCCUUCCACUUAUGAUUCAGGUAUUAACAGAAUCUCAGGAUGAGGAACUGAUCAAAGCUGCUACUUUUGUGCUGCAGAACUGCAAACAGAUGACUGAACAAUUGUCUCUGAAAAUAAAUGAUAAUUCAUUAAGUGUGAGCAAUGAAGAAGAAUUGGAUGUGCAAGUCAGGAAAAGAAGUCUACAAGACUACUGGAAGAAAGCAAAUGAAAUUUUACACAGAAUAAACUUGAUUGAACAACAACAUGCUGAGGAAGGACUGCAAGGAGGAGUGUUUGUGGAUGGAUCCUCAAAUCCAGCCAAUUCUGAAGCAUUGAAAUCCCAUGAGGUGAAUCCUGCUGGUCCAAAAAUGUACCUGGAAAGAGCACACAAAGAAGAUCAUAGCCCACAGUUGACCUUGAAGUUGGAUGGUCAGGUUCUUGCUCCAGCUGUAAACUGUCCUCCAAGAAAAAGUGAAACAGUGAACACCACAGAUGCAGCUUCUGCUGGACAGAGUGGACAGAGCAAUAUUCCAUGUUCAGGGAGUGGACUGCAAACAGACAGAGCACUGCAAAGUCACAGUGGGAAUGACAAAACUGCCUGUGUAAAAAAUCAGUCUGUUCCUCUAGCAAGUGAACAGUUAUUUCAACCACCAGCAGAGCCUGUUAGAAAUAGGACACAGACAUGCACAGCAGAUCAAAAUUCAUCCUACUCAGAGAUAACCAGGAAACACAAAAGUACUUCAGCAACAUCUUCAUCCCAUAAAAUGGCAGAUUUAAGGUGUUCAGGUUGUGCAGCAGGAGGACUGUCCUUCAACAGUAGAACCUUCACCACGGUGUUACAAAGUUGUCAGCACCGCUGUGACCAUCACCGAGUCCUCCUGGAAGCUGAGCAGCGCUACAGGGAGGAGCUCUGCCAGUCGGCUCUGUGGAACAGCGGCACCCCCAGGACUCACGACAAAAUAAUGCUGGCCCCAGUGAGGAAAGACAGGCUGCAUACAGAAACAUCAACAUUUAGGAGCAAAAGGGAUAGUUUCCAAAGUAUUCUGUUGACUCCAAGUAGAAAAACCAAGCCUAAUACUUCAAACAGAGAUGAACAUCAUAAAAAUAUUAGGUGGACUGGCAAUUAUAACUUGACACCUGCCUAUGGAAAGUCUUUACAAAAAACCCAAGAUGCCAACUUGAAGAGACAAGGAGUCAAAGAAAUGUGCAACCAAUGUCAGCACUUCCAAGAAAAUUGCAUCCAUGCACUUGAGAAAGAUGAGAGCAAUGAAAUAUGUCCCCUGGACAUGAACACGAGAACCUUGAACAAGAGAAGAAGAAGAACCCGAAAAGAUUUCACGACUGAAGAAAUUAAGUGUCUUUUGAAUGGAGUAAAGGAAAUGGGUAAUCACUGGAAUUUAAUUUUGUGGUCUUACCCAUUUCAGAAAGGACGGACAAGUGUUGAUCUUUCCAAGAAGUACUACAGGUUACAGAAGCAGGUAGUCACAGUCUAAUUUUCUAUGAGUUCUAAAUGCUGUGAGCUCAGUUUUCAUAAUUUGCCCCUGAACUGAUUUGCAGAAAAAGCAGGCUUUCAGGAUUUGUAGCCCAUGGCAUUGUGCUUUGUGUCAGUUCAGUGCUGUGCUACCAAUGGGAAUGGUCUCUUAUGGAAUUCCAUCAGGGCUUGUGCUUGGAGAGAGAGAGCUAAAGUAGGAAAAUAUCAGAGAGCCUUUGAACCUGCCAGGGUACAAAGAGAAAGAGUGUCAGCUCAGGACUCUGAACUAAUCCCUGUGUUUAUCAGGAAGUUGGUAUUUCCUCUGUUCAGCCUCUUUUCCUGGUGCUGGUUUGUGACUCUCCAGCAGUUUCCUGGGGGUUGAUCAGUACAGGCCUCACACAGAGGUGCUG
Molecule: messenger RNA, 2906 nt
Organism: Manacus vitellinus (golden-collared manakin)
Lineage: Eukaryota; Metazoa; Chordata; Aves; Passeriformes; Pipridae
Gene: TERB1
Product: telomere repeat binding bouquet formation protein 1
Exons: 19
Coding region: 23-2518 (831 amino acids)
Biological process (GO): meiotic attachment of telomere to nuclear envelope; homologous chromosome pairing at meiosis
Source: RefSeq, a predicted model, not a curated record